Messenger RNA from Symbiodinium necroappetens, 2685 nucleotides. Lineage: Eukaryota; Dinophyceae; Suessiales; Symbiodiniaceae. The record is from the annotation of a GenBank genome assembly.
AUGGGCAACUGCACGUGCAGCGGCGAUGGCGGACAACAGAGUGAGAUGGUCGUGUCCAGCAAGAACCGCAUGCAUAUGCGAAAAAUCCAGCUGCCGCGUGUAUCCACAGGCGCGCUGCCUCAGCUGCCGGACCUCAAAGGGACCGCCAAGGCCCCUGCGACAGAGGGAGGCCUCUACGAAGAUCCGGAGUUUCCACCAACGGAUGCAAGCUUGGGUGGCAUCACCGGAGACCAGGCGAACCCGCAGGUCUCAGAAUACCUGGUGGAGAUGAUGAAGCUCGUGGUGCCGGGCUGGGCGCGACCGCGCCAGAUGGUCGGGAAGCAAGCGAGCAAGUACAAGCUUUUUGCGACGGAGGGCGAGCCCUGCCUUUUCAAGCACGUGUCACCCAGGGACAUCGAGCAGGGUUACCUUGGGGACUGCUGGCUUGUGUCCUCCUUUGCUGCCAUUGCUGAGUAUCCCGACCGCGUCCGGUCGCUCUUCAAGCAGCACGAACUCACAGCGGAUGGACGAUAUGAUAUCCGCCUCUACGACCCGCUCGCAGAAGAGUGGCAGGUCGUCACAAUCGACGAUCGCUUGCCAUACUGGCAAAGGCCUGGCAAACAUGGCACGCUGUGCUUUGCCAAGCCAACGAAGGAGAACGAGUUUUGGACUUGCUUGCUCGAGAAAGCCGUUGCCAAGUUUGUCAAGUCUUAUCACAGGAUCGACGGUGGCUUUGAGGCUGUGGCAUUGGAGAUGUUGACAGGCAAGCCAUCUCUCAACAUUCAGGUGAGCAAUCUGGAGACCGAAAUGCACUCACCCUACGUUCUUCUCUGUGGAAAGGAAGAAGGCUCGGCCAAGCAUGCGACAGUUCAUAUGCGCUUGCAGAGCUACGACGCGGGCUGGGGCUUCUGGGGCCAAGAUGCCUCUGUCAUGUGCGAGGGCCAGGUAGAGCUCUCGGACGAUUGGCUUUGGGGCAAGCUUUGUGCCUGGAACGGCGAAGGCUACAGCCUCUGCUGUGGGAGCCGCCAGGAGUACAAGGGUAUCCUUGAGGGGCAUGCCUACACGCUUCUCCGCCUGGUGGAGGUUCCCAUUGAAAGAGACGGAAAAUCAUCGGUGCUGCGCCUGCUUCAUGUCACCUGGUUGCACACAGUCUCGGGUCUCGGUGCAGUGCGGCCUUGUGGCUUCAACUUUGGUGAGAUGCGCAUAGAGGUCCGGAAUCCUCAUCACACCAACGAGUGGUUCGGGAAAUUCCACGAUGACGACUGGGAGACCUGGAAUGCAUAUCCCGAGGCUCUCAAGGCGACUGGACACAAAGUUGGAAUCAAGGACAACGGGGUUUUCUGGAUGCCCUGGGACGAGUUCAAAGGAGGCUUUGCAGACAUUGCAGUGAACUUCGACAAGAAGGACGAAGGCCGUCGCUACACCGACGAGACCAAAGAAGCGGCAGCGGAGCAUCAGAAAGUGGCUUGGGGCCAAGUCGGCUACCAGACAACAAGCUCUUUGCGAGUGGACUGGGUGGAUUCAUGGAAUGUUGUCCACCUGGGAGAGAUAGACCUGAGUUCGUGUGAACCGCGGUGGGUCCGGAAUUCAGGCUAUGGGUGCUGCAACUUCACCACGGAGUUUCGCAAGCAGCAGCUAUCUAUGGCUGAUUAUGGCUGGCUGGUUACAAGCAUAUUUAGGCGUCGCGACUGGAAGGAAGCCGAGGAGGAGGACGUCGGCGACACCGGAACCGGGCCACUGCCUGACAGCGACGAGGAGGCCAAGACCGAGGCCAAGCCAGAGGUGAAGACAGCUGCAAAAGUUACGACAGGUGUGCCGAACCCGGUUGUGUGGUUCGAUGUGUCAGUAGCUGACAAGCCGCGCGGCCGCUUGCACUUUGAACUUUUUCGAGACCUGCUGCCUGUGGCCUCAGAGAACUUCCGGAAGCUUUGCGCCGGCCAUGUUAACGACAGCGGGGAGAAGGUCAGCUAUGCGAAGACCUUUCUCGACCUCGUGCAUACCAAGACUUUCGCCACCGGCGGUGACAUCGACGCCAGCGUCCAGCUCGAAGCGAUCGAGCAAAGCGGCCCUCUGAGGCAUGCCAAGGCCGGGCUGUUAACAAUGGCAACCGGCAACGUGAGCUCGUUCGACCCCCGCUUUCAGAUCACGCUCGGUGCUGCGCCGAACCUGGACGGCAAGCAAGUCGUCUUCGGGCAGCUGCUGGCAUCACCAGGAGCGGCGCUGCAUCCGCUUCACUGGAUUGAGGCUGUGAGCACGUCUACCGGCACACCCAGAGAGGAGGUGCAAAUCGAAGCCUGCGGCGAAUGCACGACCGAGGAGUGCCAGGUUCUGCUGGGAGCGAUGGUAAUGGCAGCCCAGGUGGAUCGGACCUCCGAGAGCCAAGCGGAUCGCUAUGGUCGGACAGGCCACACGCAUGGUGAACUGGAGGAUGCUGUCACGAACGAGAACUUAUCCCAAGUUCUGGAACUCACAGAGGACCUGCUGGGGCAUCUCGAGUGGGCCUCCAAGCGCACUAUGUCUGACAGUGAGCGCGAUCGAAAAGCUGGCCAGCUCGAAGUCAAGUUAAAGUCGCUGAUGGGCGCCUUGCGCAAAGUGGCUUUCAAAGCAGGAGAGUUCAAUGGCUUUGAGAACAAGCUCGCCCUGGAUUCUAAAGGUCAACUUGGCCGCGCAAAGGAUUUGGAAGAAUCAUUGCUCCGCGUCUACUAG